Limanda limanda (common dab) is the source of this 6567-nucleotide messenger RNA. RefSeq names its product scribble planar cell polarity protein (gene scrib). Gene Ontology annotation, molecular function: protein binding. Gene Ontology annotation, biological process: neurotransmitter receptor transport, endosome to postsynaptic membrane; neurotransmitter receptor transport postsynaptic membrane to endosome. Lineage: Eukaryota; Metazoa; Chordata; Actinopteri; Pleuronectiformes; Pleuronectidae. The coding region runs from base 836 to 6055 and encodes 1739 amino acids. Gene Ontology annotation, cellular component: postsynaptic membrane; adherens junction; postsynaptic density. The transcript has 41 exons. The record is from RefSeq and is a predicted model, not a curated record.
GGCUGUUGCUGAAGCCGCUGUUCUCGCUCGCUGGCGUUUUGAAACCACCCUGGAACGAGCAGCCACCGGGCGGGUUCCCCUCGCGUCUUCUUCGGGGAGGAUCUAACCGAGGCACGCCGGCUGAAGGAGCUGGUUUUCCGGUAGCAUUUCGUGAUACAACCCUCAGCCGGAGGUAGCUUAGCACAAAGGCGUUCAUCCAGCCGCCAGCCGAGGCUAGCUAACAGGAGCUAGCUUGCUAACAACACAGCCGGGGAGGACGAGCCUGCGCAGCCGUACGCCGGAUAAUCUCCUGCCGCCUCGCGUCCGCGGUGUUGUGGUGAUAUCCGUGUUAGCACAGAGCCGUGUAACCCUGACCCGAACCCGUCGAGCUGUGGCCUCUCAUGCCCGGGACACUGGGAGCUGCGUAGCGGGCUUUUGCUGCCUGUUUUCCCGGCUAGCAACGCCGGAGCUUCGGUCCAGCAGCAUCCAGGGAUGGUGGCGGUAGCAGGAACCCGCUAACGCCGCUUCCCCCAGUGCGAUCGAGCCCGCGGAAGAAGCGAGGCGGGGGGUGUCCUCGGUUCCGGGGGUACAAGGGUGGUCCUUCCCGGAGGUGGAAGCUGCUGACAGCACUCGGAACACGGCUGGGCUGACGCUGCGGACCUCGCUAACCGAACCAAGGGGAUUAAUAAGUGGAUUUCGGCCUCUUCCUCUGGAGAACCACCGGGACGGGAUUUGACAUUGAGUGAAACCCCCCGGACAACCUCCUGCUGUCCCCGCGACCUUCACCCUUCCCUCCCCAUCCGAUGCGGAGAUCACAGUAGCACCGGCGACCCAAUCCCCCCCUCCCCGGCCGGACAUGCUGAAGUGUAUCCCCCUGUGGCGAUGCAACCGCCACGUCGAGUCGGUGGACAAGCGGCACUGCAACCUGCAGACCGUCCCCGACGAGGUGUUCCGCUACAGCCGCAGCCUGGAGGAGCUCCUGCUCGAUGCCAACCAGCUCAAAGAGCUCCCAAAGCCUUUCUUCAGACUACUGAACCUACGGAAGCUUGGCCUGAGUGACAAUGAGAUCCAGAGGCUGCCACCUGAGGUGGCCAACUUCAUGCAGCUGGUGGAACUGGACAUCUCCAGAAACGACAUUCCUGAGAUCCCUGAGAGCAUAAAGUUUUGCAAGGCCUUAGAGAUCGCAGACUUCAGUGGAAAUCCCCUCUCCAGAUUGCCAGAUGGUUUCACUCAACUCCGAGCGCUGGCUCAUUUGGCACUCAACGAUGUGUCACUGCAGGCGCUGCCCAACGACAUUGGAAACCUGGCCAACCUGGUGACGUUGGAGCUCAGGGAGAACCUGCUGAAGUCUCUGCCCUCGUCACUCUCUUUUCUGGUGAAACUGGAACAACUGGACCUGGGCAGCAAUGAACUGGAAGUGUUGCCGGACACCCUCGGGGCCCUCCCCAACCUCAGGGAGCUGUGGCUGGACCGGAACCAGUUGUCCUCAUUACCACCAGAGCUGGGGAACCUCCGGAAACUGGUGUGUCUGGAUGUGUCAGAGAAUCGUCUGGAGGAGCUUCCCAUGGAGAUCAACGGCCUCCUGGCCCUCACCGACCUGCUGCUCACACAGAACCUGCUGGAGGUCGUCCCAGACAGCAUAGGUUGUUUGAAGCAGCUGUCUAUACUGAAGGUGGACCAGAACAGACUGACCCAGCUGACCGACUCAAUAGGAGAGUGUGAAAACCUCACAGAACUGGUUUUGACGGAGAACCUUUUACAAUCACUUCCUCGCUCUCUGGGCAAACUGAAGAAGCUGACCAACCUGAAUGUAGACCGCAACCGUUUGGGCGGUGUGCCCAAAGAGCUGGGCGGUUGUGCCAGCCUCAACGUUCUCUCCCUGAGAGACAACCGCCUUGGCAAGCUGCCUGCCGAGCUGGCCGAUGCUACUGAGCUGCAUGUGCUGGAUGUGGCUGGAAACAGAUUACAAAACUUGCCUUUUGCCCUGACAAACCUCAACCUGAAGGCCAUGUGGCUAGCAGAGAACCAGUCGCAGCCGAUGCUCAAGUUCCAGACAGAGGAUGACGAGCAGACAGGAGAGAAGGUGUUGACCUGCUAUCUGCUGCCCCAGCAGCCUUCCCCAAGCCUAGAAAACUUGCUAACGAACAGUGUGGAUGACAGCUGGACAGACAGCAACCUGAACCGAGUCUCGGUCAUUCAGUUCCAGGAAGAGACCAAGGCUGAGGACGAGGAUGAUGAGGCUGCAGCAGAGCGCAGAGGUCUUCAGCGCAGAGCCACACCGCACCCCAGUGAGCUGAAGGUGAUGAAGAAGGUGAUCGAGGAGAGGAGGAAUGAGGCUUACACAACCAGAUUUGAUGGAGAAGAAGAGUCCUCUAAUCCACAGGAGAAACGGCUCAGUGACCUCUCCAAUCAAAGUCACAACUCCCAGGUAUCCAACAGCACGAUAUCGGCCACUUCCCACGAGGAGAGACAGAACACGACGGCCGUCUCGCGGAGGGAGGAUCUUGUGGACGGCCGUUCCCCUCAGGAGGACGAGCUGGAUGAGAUGGAGGUGGAGUACAUUGAGCCCACUGUGCACUUUGCAGAGGAGCCCAUUAUCCGCUGCAGGGACGAGGAUGAGGAUGAGGAUGGGGAAGACGGUGAGAGGAGCGAUGAAGAAGAGAGGCCGACCAUUCCCGCAGAGAAGCAGCGUCUGAUCAGAAAGGACACGCCACACUACAAGAAACACUUCAAGAUCACCAAGUUGCCCAAGCCCGAGGCGGUGGCCGCUCUGCUGCAGGGCUACACUGCUGAAAGCCACAACGCUCAGAAAAAGGCGCCUGAGGUUGAGGAAGAGGAGGAUGAGGAGAGUAUUGGUACCCUUCAGAACCCUCACAGAGUGGAGGAGCUGGAGGACAGCCGGCAACAGGUCAACUCCAGUCAAGUGAAGCACACCCUGUCCAUCCAGCGACAGACAGGCGGUCUGGGCAUCAGCAUUGCGGGGGGGAAAGGGUCCACGCCUUACAAAGGAGAUGACGAGGGAAUCUUUAUCUCCAGAGUCUCUGAGGAGGGUCCUGCCGCCAGAGCGGGGGUCAAAGUGGGAGACAAACUCUUAGAGGUGAACGGAGUCGACCUCAAUGAGGCAGAACAUCACACAGCGGUGGAAGCCCUCCGCAGCUCCGGCGCUUCCGUGUCCAUGUCGGUGCUCCGGGAGCAUAUGGUGGAGCCGGAGAACGCCAUCACCACCACGCCACUGAGGCCCGAGGACGACUACUUCCCUCGGGAGCGACGCAGCAGCGGCAUCGCCUUCAACAUGGAGCCCAGCCUCAGCGGGCCCAUGCAGCGGCUGUCCACCUCCCUGUUCCGCAACGACAAGGGGCUGGGAUUCAGCAUCGCGGGGGGGAAAGGCUCCACGGCGUACCGCACAGGAGACACGGGAAUCUACAUCUCUCGCAUUGCAGAGGGUGGAGCGGCCCACAGGGACAGCACGCUGCGUGUAGGAGACCGGGUGAUCACUAUCAAUGGUGUAGACAUGACAGAGGCCAGGCAUGACCAGGCAGUAGCUCUUCUUACCGGCACCUCCCCCACAAUCGCUCUCCUGGUGGAGCGAGACCCGAACGCACCAGGGGGCUCUCCAGGUCAAUCCCGGGCACGUGCCCACUCCCCUCCACCCCCAGAACCCUCCGAUUCUCCGGACCAGGAGGAGGAGGGCCUCUCGAGUCACGGGAACAACCUGAGUCGGAUGGAGGACGAGUACCCAAUCGAGGAGGUAAUCCUGGUGAAAUCAGGUGGCCCCCUUGGCUUGAGCAUAGUAGGAGGCAGUGAUCACGCGAGUCAUCCAUUCGGCAUCAAUGAGCCGGGAGUGUUCAUCUCAAAGGUGAUUCCUCAGGGGCUGGCAUGUCAAAGCGGACUUCGCGUCGGAGACCGAAUAUUAGAGGUGAACGCCAUCGACCUGCGUCAUGCCACUCACCAGGAGGCGGUGCGAGCCCUGCUGGCCAACAAGCAGGAGAUCCGGAUGCUGGUGCGGAGGGAUCCUUCACCGCCGGGGAUGGAGGAAAUCAUCAUCCAGAAGCAGCCGGGGGAGAAGCUCGGCAUCAGUAUUCGGGGAGGGGCCAAGGGUCACGCUGGAAACCCCUUUGACCCCACGGAUGAGGGAAUCUUCAUCUCAAAGGUGAGCUCAAGUGGAGCAGCAGCACGAGACGCCCGCCUGCAGGUGGGCAUGCGGAUCCUGGAGGUGAACAACCACAGCCUGCUGGGGAUGACGCACACGGAGGCAGUGCGGGUGCUUCGGGCUGUGGGAGACUCUCUGUUCAUGCUGGUGUGUGACGGGUUCGACCCAAACAAAGUGACAGCUGUGGAGUUACAGGCGUCUCCUGGGAUCAUUGCAAACCCGUUUGCAACAGGCAUUGUGCGCAAGAACAGUAUGGAGAGCAUCUCUUCUAUAGACCGAGAUCUGAGCCCGGAGGAAAUGGAGAUCAUGCAGAAGGAGUCUGAGAUGGUGAGAGAGACGUCACAGUGGGAGCGAGAAGAGAUGGAGAAAGUGGAGCAAAUGCGAUUGGAUCGUGAGGAGGCAACUCGCCUGCUAGAAGAGGAGACUGAGAACAUCAGCACAGGACCUUUAAAACUUGACUACAAAACCCUGGCUGCUCUUCCCACCACCAGUCUGCAGAAGGUCAACAGGGCUCCUUCCUCUGAUUUCACCAGGACCGACAGCCCCAUCCGGGAAACUCCCUACUCCCCCACCAUCCAGCCGGCAAACAUUCAUUGCACCUCCACUCCCACUGCCAAGGACACCAGCCCAUCAUCAACGCGACCGGGUGCCAUCCAGCCGGUCGGCCGCGUGUGGCCCAGUACCUCCCCCGCCACUCCGGAAGGCCACAGUCCCAACCCCUUUCAGCAUGGCCCCUCCCCCUUCAACUCCCAGACCUCUGAGCAGUACGGUGUGAGGAACAACUUUCAUCCGAAGCAACCUUCUCCAGAGCCUGAGUUGCACAACGAGGUGUUUGAUGAUGUCAUAGAUGGUCAGGAGGGAGCAGUGACCAGCCAGGUCUCCCCCCGGCGGGAGUAUAUGAGCCUGGCAGCAGUGCCACGUCACUCCAGGGCUUCAUUGGACCUGCAGAGUCCUUCUCCUCGGGGUACAGGCAGCCCAGAGCAGAGAUCCUUCAGGGACAGACAGAAGUAUUUCGAGAUCGACGUGAAGCAGCAGACGCCUGAAAAACCCAAACCUCGAGUCUCUCUUGUUGGAGAGGAUGACCUCAAGAACAUGAGGGAGGAAGAAGCGAGGAAGUUUGAUCUGCGGGCGCAGGAGUACCUCCUGGACGAAGAUGAGGAUGACGAGGAGGAGGACUUGGCCAAGCAGGUGGCUCAGAUGAAGGCCAGCGGCAAAGUGUUGCUGGACGGCGUGGAGUAUAAAGUGGAGCCAGCGUCCAGCCCCUCUCAGCACUGCGCCACCCCCCCGAGCUACAACCUCACACCACCGAGCUACUGUGGCAGCUCAGGACCCUCCUCUGUGGACGGUAAAGGAGACUCUCAGAGGAAUUCAAUGGAGGACAGCUUCAGGCUGGAUCAGAGGCCCAACUCCAUGACGGGGUUGAUCCCAGCGUACCAAGGGGAGUCGGCGGCUCCCAUCCGCACGGCCAAGGCCGAGCGCCGACACCAGGAGAGGCUUCGCAUGCAGAGUCCCGAGCUGGCGUUCGCCCUCGACAAGGACCUGUCCCCGGCCGAGAAGAGAGCUCAGGAGGCGGAGAAACGAGCCAUGUGGAGAGCAGCACGGAUGAAGUCUCUGGAGCAGGAUGCGCUGAAGGCUCAGAUGGUCAUCGCAAAGUCUCGGGAUGGGAAGAAGCGUGGGACGUUAGACCAGCUGACGGAGUCUCCGUCGCCUGCUCCCACUCCGUCUCCUACACCCAUGGAAGAGCUCAGUCCUUGUGGAGUCACUUCACCCGGCAGACUGUCCCUGUCGUCAAAGAAGUUUGACUACCGACAGUUUGCCGCCAUUCCUUCUUCCAAACCCGUAUACGACAUCCAGUCUCCGGACCCAGUCCAGGACCUGCAGUUCAUUGACGACGGCUCCAGCAGCCCAGGUGCCUACCUGGGAUAAGCAGCUCCUAUUGGUAGGAUCCUGUGUGCAUGUGUUUGUGUAUCUCUGUGUGUGUGUGUGGGCUCAGUUUGUAUGACUGUGUGCUGGUUUGUGGUUUUACACUCUUAACACGCUUGUGUGGCAAACUGGGUUCAGGUGUGCGUCACCAGAUCUGAAGCAGCAACUGAUGCUGAGUCCAAAGUGGAAGAGAAACACGUCGAGUCCAAUCUAAUGAUCUGAAACUAACUUUGAUCUGGAGUGAGCAUGGUUUGGUUUAAAGCUCAUAAGGAGCUAGAUCACUGUGACACAAGGUUUAAACUACAACAAGUAUAUAAAACUAACACAUGCACAUUGGUUCCUGGACUAGCUUUAUUGUUAGAAGAGCUCAGGGAGGUGUUUCUGCUCCUGCUUGGCCUGCGGUGCUUCUCCAGCAGGUUUCAGGAUCCGUCCGGUCGCCUCCAUCUCUCCUCCUCCGCUCUGCUGGUGAUGGGGUUUGACUGUCAAACAGAAAGAGAAACACAAGUGACUCAUCU